UAUAAUUAAAAGAAAGAUGGCCGUCUGUGUUGCUGUCAUUGCAAAGGAGAACUACCCUUUAUACAUAAAGGCAGCAUCGGCAGAAAAUGAGUUAAAGUUCUACUACACGGUGCACACUUCACUAGAUGUGAUCGAGGAGAAGGUCAACAAUGUCGGCAAGAAUGCCAACGAAUUACGAGAACUGUAUCUUGGACUGUUGUAUCCGACUGAAGAUUAUAAAGUAUAUGGAUAUGUAACCAAUACUAAAAUAAAGUUUGUGAUAGUUGUUGAAUCAUCCAACACAACAUUACGGGAUAAUGAAAUAAGAAGUAUGUUCAGAAAACUGCACAAUGCUUAUGUGGAUAUGGUGUGUAAUCCUUUCUACAUUCCUGGGGACUCUAUAUCCUCCAAGACAUUCAAUAGCACUGUGCUGUCCAUGUUGCAGGAGUGAUUGUUGACAGACAUGAGGUAGCUGUAGUGAUGGCUCGAUGAUCAAUAUAAUCAAAUAAUCGUCAAUGGGUGUCCACAACCAGCAAUUAUCAUUUGUGGUCAUUAGUGAUUAACUUUCUUCUAACUUUAUACAUAAGUUGACAUAAAUUACGUGUACAAUGUUAUUUGUUGAGAAUUAGCAGCAUGUUCCCAAAUUGAUGCUAUGAAUGCAUCUGCUUAAUUUAAUCCAAUAAAUUGGUCCUAUUUUCAUACAGUGUUUCAAUUAGCAUAAAAAGUUUAAGUCAUUCCUAUGUUAAAUACAAAAUACGCUAUCAAAUACUUCUGAUUCAAUGUAGUUUUUUUGUGUUUUUUAGUUUUUUGUCCUUAUAACCAUACAUGUUUAAAGGACCACAAUAUAGGUUGAUGAUAAAAUUUAUUUUUUUAGUUAGAAUGCAUGAUUAUGUUUAUCUCAUUUGACAUUAAUGCUGAAACCAAAAAUUUCAUAUGAUUGAGAUUCAGAUAAAAAAUAUAUAUAUGUGAUAUUUGGCUCUUUUUUAACUGUGGAAUUUGUGAAUAUACAGCAUAUAUAGCAACGAAUUAAAAAAAAAAAAACAUUAAUAAGGGCUAAUCUUGUUUUAUCUGUAACUAAAUGCAUUGUUUUGUUUUGAUCAUAAAAGUUUAACGUGUAAAACGUGAUAAUGCAUUCAAAAUCAUCUUAAGGCCUUCUUCAAUAAGAGGUGUUGAAUUUAAUAAAUAGUACGCACAAAACAAAAGUAAGAGUAUUUAGCAAGAUAUAUACCAAGAUUAUUAGACUUAAAAAAAAAAAAAUGUCUGUUUCGGGUAACCCGACCCUACCUAUAAAAAUGCGCCGACCCUAACUUUUUUUUUCCCGUUUCUGAGCAAAAAUAUACUCGUUAGUGAAUAGAAAGUUACGAAGGGCCGAUAAAUGCAGAUUUUAAUCAGAAUUAUUGUUUAUAUGAUAAAACAAAGUCAGGCAAUGACAGUAAUGUAGGAAAGACUGCCAUUUGUAAGAAAACACUCUGAACUUACAAGAUUUCGAAAAAAAAGAGAAAAAAAAUCCCUACCUAGAAAUUUUGGGAGUUACCCUAAACAAACAAUUUUAUUUGUUUUUGGCCUUACAUGUUAUUCCUUUGGGCCAUAAAAAUAUAUAAGAUUUUUUAAAUGUUUAUAAAAUUGAAUGUGUUACUUCAAUAUUGCUAUUUAAUGUAUUGGAAAUUAUUUUGUAAAUCCAUUCAGAACAUUUUCAUGUGAUGUUUUUUUUUUAUUUGACAAGUGGCUAUAGUGGUAUUAUAUACUCCUACAGUAUAACAAAAGGCCAUUCUUUCUAAAAACUAGUGUUCUAAUGAUUUCUACUUGUCUGCAGAAUGUAACGAGUCUUGACAGAAUUGUUAUUAUCACAAAUACCUUCGUUUAUGAGGAUACUAAAAAAAACUGCACUACAUGUUAAAAACCAUUGUUCUUUUUCCAACCAUUGUUCAUGUUCAUAGUUAAUGUUUAAGUUGCAAGAAGUCAUCAACUUAAUGUACAAUUGAUUUAUUUAUAGCUAAUCUGUUGGUCCGAGGUAUUGUCAUAGCCUUGGUGUCAUCAUCAUUGGUAGUGUCCUGCAAAAGCCUUGACCUUGGCUACAGCUACAAGAUAUUCAAACGAAAAUUGUUGCAAUACAUGUUUGCCAGCGACAAUAUGGUCAUGUACAGCAAGGGCCAUACCUCUGGGUUUAAUAUUUGUAUUGAGUUAUGCCCCUUUAAGACUGAAAUCAACAGAUAAGCAUUGGCUUUAGUUUCGCGGCACCUAUUGUCAUUAAUUAUCACAGUUACAAUAUAAAUCUGUUUGAAAUGUGCAAUAUUUUUAAUAAAUGUACAACCUGGUUUA
Mya arenaria is the source of this 2298-nucleotide messenger RNA. RefSeq names its product trafficking protein particle complex subunit 2-like protein. The transcript has 5 exons. Lineage: Eukaryota; Metazoa; Mollusca; Bivalvia; Myida; Myidae. Gene Ontology annotation, cellular component: TRAPP complex; nucleus; cytoplasm. Gene Ontology annotation, biological process: endoplasmic reticulum to Golgi vesicle-mediated transport. Bases 17 to 430 code for a protein of 137 amino acids. The record is from RefSeq and is a predicted model, not a curated record.